AUGGUAAAAGAAAUCAAGAGAAAACAUAGGUUGGAUAUGUUAGGUUUGGUAGAGACUAAAAGACAGCUAGUGACAAGGUUUGAUGUAUCGAAAAUUUGGGGGAGUGGAAGCGCGGGAUGGGAAUAUGUGGAGUCUGAUGGUGUCUCUGGUGGUUUGUUAUUAAUAUGGGAUGAUGGGGUACUGUCAGAGAUGUCUGUUAACUGUGCGUUUUUCUUGGUUUAUGGGGCUCACACUAGAGAUGAGAAACGUGUUGUGUGGGAGGAGCUGAGUUACAUGGCUGGCUUAUGUCCAAGCGCCUGUUGUUUUCUAGGGGACUUUAAUGAGAUUGGCCAAGUGGAAGAAAGGCGAGGUCUAGAUAGCUUACCUCUGUCGGCACAGGACUAUAAGGUUUGGGUACAUGACAUGGGUUUGGUGGACCUGCCAAUUUCAGACCGGUUUCUAAGGAUGGUCAAGGAGGAAUGGAGAGGGAUGGGAGAGAUACAAUUCACCGAUAAACUGAAGGCGUUGACGGUUCCUUUGGGGAGAUGGCACAGAGACAACUUUGGUGAUAUGGACAAGAAAAUUUUGAAGUUUGAGGAAGAGAUUCAGAAGAUUGAUGACAUGGUUGGCAAUGGGAACUAUGAUGAGACAGUGGAAGCAAGAAGGAAGGCGUUAGUUAAGUGCUGUGAGAAAUGGUAUGUGAGGAAAGAAUUACAUUGGAAGCAGAUGUCAAGGUCGAGGCUUGCAAAGGACAUGGAUAAAAAUACGAGAUACUUUCAUAACUGA
Molecule: messenger RNA, 765 nt
Organism: Arachis ipaensis
Lineage: Eukaryota; Viridiplantae; Streptophyta; Magnoliopsida; Fabales; Fabaceae
Source: RefSeq, a predicted model, not a curated record